GACGAGAACACAGAAACUUUAAUAUUGCGAUGGAAUUCGCCACGAAAACAACCCGGGCUUUGGGUCUGAUGAGCGGAACCUCCAUGGAUGGCAUCGACGCAGCGCUAGUGGACAUCAUAGAGCACGACAACGGCCGUUUAGAGGUGCGACAGGUCGUGGCGGAGACGUUUCCCUACGACAACCGACUGCAAGAAGACCUAGGCGCGGUCUGCUCGGGAAAACAGUUGACUGUCGACCAACUGUGCGACUUGGACGACCGCGUGGCGGAGGCCUUUGCCGAAACCGCGGCAACGGUGAUGGAUAGAGAGGCGACCAAGCCCACUGUCAUCGGCUCUCACGGUCAAACCGUCUUCCACAGACCGCCUGCACUCACGGAGACUGGUGGGACGAGGCUGGGGCACUCCGUACAACUCGGCCGAGGGGCAGUCAUCGCAAGGCGCACAGGUGUCGUGGUGGUGAGUGAUUUCCGCAAGGCCGACAUAGAGGUCGGGGGGCAAGGGGCCCCUCUCGUUCCCAUGGUAGACUGGUUGCUCCUCGCGGACCGCAGGCAAACGCGAACGUGUCAGAACAUCGGAGGGAUUGGGAACGUGACCUACCUCCCCCCAAAUGGCAACCACGACCAGGUCCUAGGCUUCGACACGGGUCCCGGUAACGUUCUUAUCGACAUGGCUGCCCGGCUGUUGUACGGUCAACCUCACGAUGAUGACGGCAGACUUGCGAGAGGCGGAAGGAUACAUAAGCCGUUGGUGGAAAAAUGGCUCGAACAGGAGUUUUUCAAGAAGCGACCUCCCAAGUCCACAGGGAGAGAGCUGUACACAGCUGACUAUCUACAGGACAGGAUAAAAGACUGCAGAUCUGUACAGCUGACUGAUGUGGACAUCAUGGCAACGUUGACAGAACUGACUGUGCAGUCCGUAGCCUACAGCUACAGGGAGUUUCUACCGAAAGGACCAGAUGAAGUGCUUGUUAGUGGAGGAGGAAGUCAUAACAGCUUCUUGAUGGGCAGACUUCGGGAGGCUUUGAGUCCGGUCAAGGUGGCCACGACAGAGUCAGUGGGAAUUAACGUGGACUACAAGGAAGCUGUAGCGUUCGCCGUGCUCGGAUAUAUGCGUAUGAAGGAACAGCCUGGAAACCUUCCCAGUGUGACAGGGGCAACAAGGCAGGUUUUGUUGGGACAUAUCAGCCACCCAUCUUGA
Molecule: messenger RNA, 1196 nt
Organism: Branchiostoma belcheri (Belcher's lancelet)
Lineage: Eukaryota; Metazoa; Chordata; Leptocardii; Amphioxiformes; Branchiostomatidae
Product: anhydro-N-acetylmuramic acid kinase-like
Exons: 6
Coding region: 30-1196 (388 amino acids)
Biological process (GO): peptidoglycan turnover; amino sugar metabolic process
Molecular function (GO): ATP binding; phosphotransferase activity, alcohol group as acceptor
Source: RefSeq, a predicted model, not a curated record